Molecule: messenger RNA, 1236 nt
Organism: Saccostrea echinata
Lineage: Eukaryota; Metazoa; Mollusca; Bivalvia; Ostreida; Ostreidae
Exons: 2
Coding region: 13-1047 (344 amino acids)
Source: RefSeq, a predicted model, not a curated record
UUGGUUUGCAUCAUGUUGCCCUUUCGUCUGUGUCAGCAACAUGUGCAUCCAAACUACUUAUCCAAACUGAUUUUUGUACGGCAAAUCAAGACAGGCUACCAAGCAGUCGAUACUUUAGCUGAUAAAGCCACGUUUGGUAAAAUUGACAGCGUAAUCCAGUGGUAUGAGGACAAAUUCGGUCUGUCGGAAGUCCGGAGAGCACAGGAAGAAGCCAUUAAGGCUCGUCAAAGAUGCAUGGACCUUCAAAAGAAAAGAAUAGAGAACGUUAAAGAAUACUUAGAAAUUCAGAAAGAAAUGGAGAGUGUUGUAAAAGAAAUAAUGCAAACAGAAAGAGGAACAGAUCGAUAUGUACAGCUAGCAAUACAAGAAAACGAAAUAAUCAAAAGGAAAAAUGAGGUAAAACCUCUUCUAGAAAUGAUGGAAGAGGAAGAAAAAUUAGCAUUUGAUUAUUACAAUUCCAAAGUGAGUGAGAGCCAUGAAAAAGAAAGAUUAAGGACAGAGAACUUUAAGUUGUACUAUCUUUGUUGGUCCAUAGCUGCUGUAGGUUUAGGUUUAUUAGCUAAUUUCAUUUACAAUCGACACAAAAAUAAAGAGUUUAGGGAUAUAGUUCUAUCUGCUACUGGCUCAGCAGAUGACUACAAAAAGAUGACCACCGACUUGAUAAAGAUUGUACAAGACCAGCAGAAAGAGGUUCGAGGAUUUUUCAAUGAAGUCAGGGGUGCUCCAGUGGAUUCUAAAAGUCUCCAAGCUACAGCUCAUAUACAGAAUUCACAAAAUAUUUCUGAUGUUCUGAAAGGAAUUAAAAGUAAUCAUGAACUUUUGAUAAAGGAACUAGGUGAUGUGAAGAAAGUUAUGGGAGUUCACAAAGCACAGACAAAUGCUGAUAAUGUGGUGUAUGUGGGACCAGAGGUCAAGGACUUAUUAAGUGAAACAGAAAGCAAUAUUCAGUGGACCGUAAAAAUUGGCAGUUUAGCAUCUGUGACAUUUCUUUAUGGUGCUCUUGCUUUGACCAUUCCUCUUAUCAUGAAGCUGUUUAAAGGAGACUGAUGAUAUGUAUUACUAGGUCAUUUUUUAUAGAAAAACCUAACAUUUUAUAUAUGAAUUUUUUUAUUUAUUUGAAAGCUCAUGCAAAUUUUGCUUUUAUGGAUGAAUUGAUAGUGUUAUAAUCUUAUAUGUAUAUUGUAAUCAAAACAAAGAGUAAUGAAAUGACCUCAUCAAAUUAAAUUGUUAAAGAAG